AUGAGGGAGGAGCCGGUUUUGAUUUUAUCAGAUUCAAGGUCUGCUUUGCAGCUUUUAUCCUACUCUUCUGGGCACUCAUAUCGCGAAAUUGUCUUCAAGAUACAGGAGUUGAUGCUUGUCAAGGGACUAGAAAAAGUGGCAAUUUGCUGGAUCAGAGGACACAUCGGGAUCCGUGGGAAUGACGUGGCAGAUAGGGUAGCAAACCUUGCACAUUCUAACGACCGCACAGCAAGAUCUCAACUGUGCUUCGAGGAGUGGAUCUGCACCUUGAAUUCACUCACCGUUAAAGAGUGGGCACGCCAAUGGUCAGCCGACGUGCAAGAAACAGGAAAGGGGACCUUCCGAAGAAGCUUGGGACCUGAGAUAUCCUAUGUGGACUAUGGAUCACUACCACGUUCUGUUGAAUGCGCUGUGUCACGUCUGCGCCUGGGGCAUGCUGGUGUUAACGCUCAUCUGGCCAGAUUCAACUUGGCCAACUCCAGUAAUUGUCCAGAAUGUAAUGUAGAGGGCACAAUCAGACACCUCAUCCUGCACUGCACGCUGUUCAUCAACCAACGAAGAGAAUUCCGCACAAGACUGGAGGGCCUGUCUCUUCCCUGGGAGCUGUCCUCAGUUCUUGGAGGUGGUGAUGCCCCAAUGAGGAAACGCACUGCUGCCAUCCGUCUCUUUGGUCAAUAUCUGCUUAGCUGCAAUGUGGUGAUCAGGCUGUGA
Molecule: messenger RNA, 711 nt
Organism: Hyalella azteca
Lineage: Eukaryota; Metazoa; Arthropoda; Malacostraca; Amphipoda; Hyalellidae
Exons: 1
Coding region: 1-711 (236 amino acids)
Molecular function (GO): RNA-DNA hybrid ribonuclease activity; nucleic acid binding
Source: RefSeq, a predicted model, not a curated record